UAGAAUUUUUCCUGCCACAUCCUACCAUUAUAAUAACUAUUAUUUAUGUUUUUUGCCAUUAUUUAACCUUAGAAAGUUUUAUCUUAAAAGAUAAAAUUAACUUUAUAUUGUUUUCAUUUCAAGCCUGUGCCAAGCGGAUUCACUCACUUGGGUUCUUCAUGGAAUAUAUCAUCACAAUGCAAAGUUGAAGCAUUAAUUUACAAACUUAGUGAAACCUCAGCAAAUGAUCUCAUAUAGAAUAGAACAUUAGAUAAUUAUAAAUAGCUGAUUGCAUCAUAAGAUAAGUAGCCUAAAAUGAAGUAGAUAAAGUGGGACUUUCCACUCGUGAAAAUACCCACAUUCAUACCUAACAAUGGACUCCCCUAGUUUCACAUCCCAAAUUGAAACAGGUAUACAACAUAUGUCAGAGUCUGUGUUUGUGGGACUGUGUCGUACAGUGGGGACCUCACAACAGGUGACAAUGUGGAGAGAUUUGAUAGACAUUACGCAGACAGUAACAACAGUGAUGUAUAGUGGAAGUUACAGAGAAAGGUUCAGAAUGAAGGGAUCGGAUGUGGAUGGCAUGUUUUGGGUUAACAACAAGCAAGUGAUCUGGAUGCUUCUGGUGAACCCUGGAUCAAAAGAUGAUUGAUGCAGCUCACAAGAAUUUUUCUAUAGUCCAUAAGAAUUUUCAAAUCCUUGCAAAAAAAUAAUAAAUAAAUGUGAGACCUGAAUAAACAAACAGAUGGCAUCUCACCUUUCUGAAAUGUUCAACAGCUCUGGGUUAGCCAUUGAACAACGUUAAAAUCCCCGACUAGAGGGAGAGUCAGAUAAAGUACCUAAUACCAAGCUGAAUUAGCCACUGAUAUCUAAUACUGUCCUUGUGGCAGACUUUCCCCAUCACAACAACACAACAGUUACACCUGCCAAAGCAGGCCAGCUCAUAGUGUCAUUCCUUUCAACAGAGCGGGAUGUGGUUUCUAUUUAUAGUUCACUUCAAAACACACAUAUUGUUGUUAUUGUCAAAUGUUUAUUAUCUGGAGAAUUUUCAUCUGCUUAACAUGGUUAUGCUCUUUGUAAUAUAUGUGAAUGUAUGUUGGAAAUCAUUUACAAUUUCAUUUUUUUAAAUGAACUGAAGCAGACAAAGUGAGAAUAUAUAUUUUUUUUUAUAAAUUCCUGUGUAUCAUAAUCUGCUCUGGUUGUUAAUCCUUUUCUAAUAAAAGAAAACAAGUCUUAUCUGAGAGAGAGAGAGAGAGAGAGAGAGAGAGAGAGAGAGAGAGAGAGAGAAAGAAAGAUUCUCAGAGGACUUAAAAUUAAACUGAUGUAAAGAUGUACUUUAAUAUUUCAAUAUUAUCGGUUUUAAAAACAUGAAAAUGAAGAGAUAUUUCCAUUUGGUUGGGGACCUCUCCUCAGCUAAAUUCUGGUACUGGUUUUUCACUGUAUAAAAUGUAAUGAAAUAUUAUUAUAGUAAAAUAUUAAUAUUU
Ostrea edulis (European flat oyster) is the source of this 1463-nucleotide messenger RNA. RefSeq lists its product as uncharacterized. NCBI's taxonomy places the organism in Eukaryota, Metazoa, Mollusca, Bivalvia, Ostreida, Ostreidae. The record is from RefSeq and is a predicted model, not a curated record. The transcript has 3 exons. The coding region runs from base 353 to 631 and encodes 92 amino acids.